This is a messenger RNA of Botrytis fragariae, 1701 nucleotides long. RefSeq names its product putative glucosidase 2 subunit beta protein. The record is from RefSeq and is a predicted model, not a curated record. The transcript is spliced from 3 exons. Gene Ontology annotation, molecular function: protein binding. Gene Ontology annotation, biological process: N-glycan processing. The coding region runs from base 1 to 1701 and encodes 566 amino acids. Gene Ontology annotation, cellular component: glucosidase II complex. NCBI's taxonomy places the organism in Eukaryota, Fungi, Ascomycota, Leotiomycetes, Helotiales, Sclerotiniaceae.
AUGGUGGCAGCAAAAGCAUUAGUGCUUCUAAGCACGAUUUCUACUUCGGUUCUUGCGGCUGAAGCUACGAGACCAAGAGGUGUUGGUCCUGAAUUUGCGAAAUUCUACAAGUCAACAGACAAAUUCACAUGUCUUUCAAACCCCUCCAUUUCAAUCGAUAUCUCCAAAGUAAACGAUGAUUACUGCGAUUGUCCAGAUGGAAGUGACGAGCCAGGCACAAGUGCCUGUACUUAUCUAUCCAAUCUCUCCCCUCCUCAACCAUUACAAGGCACCACUGGUUCAAGUCCACACAACACAAGUUUAGCUUUGCCAGGAUAUUACUGCAAGAACAAGGGUCAUAUACCAACUUAUGUUCCUUUUACAUAUGUAAAUGAUGGAGUCUGCGAUUAUGAGUUGUGCUGUGAUGGGAGUGAUGAGUGGGAGAAUGUUGGCGGUACAAAAUGUGCGGAUAAAUGUGCGGAGAUCGGAAAGGAGUGGAGGAGAUUAGAUGAUAUUAGGACGAAGGCACAAGUCAAGGCCAACAAGAAGAGGGAUGAACUGGUCAAUGAAGCGCAGAGGUUGAGAGCAGAUGUGCAGAUGAGUAUUGGCAGGACGGAAUUGGAGAUUAGUCAAUUAGAGAAGAAAGAAGAGGAGCUCAAACAAAAAUAUGAGGAGGUGGAGAGGAAGGAGAGAGGGAAGGUUGUUAAGACCUCGGAGGGGAAGACCAGCAAGGUCUCAAUCUUGGCAUUAAUGGCUAAAACUCGAGUUGCGGAAUUGAGAGAUGCUUUGACGGGUGUUCAAGCAAAGAAAGUGGCUUUGCAGAAUAAGGUCAACGAGCUGGAAGGAAUUUUGGCAAGAUUUAAGGAGGAGCGUAACCCUAACUUCAACGAUGAAGGUGUCAAGAGAGCAGUCAAAGCUUGGGAGGAUUAUGCUGCUACGAAGGAUGCUAGUGAAGCAGAAGAUACUGAAAGUCAAGACGCUGCUGUGGAUGAAACGGCUAAGGCUGAGAAUGAUGGGAUUGAAUGGGAGACCUGGGAGAACGAUGAGGAGGAGAGCGAUGUUGAUGCUCUUUACAAAUUCGAAGAAUACCUCCCAGAAUCCAUCCGUACCUGGGUUCACCAAAAGGUCACCGAUCUCCAUAUCAUCCUCAUUGAAAAUGGCGUUCUGGCUGAUAACGCCAAUUCUGGCUCCGAAUCUAAAUCUGUCCAAGAUGCGAGAAAUGCUUAUCAAGCUGUCAGUGACGAUGUUGGUGCCAAACAGAACACCCUUUCUGAUCUCAAAUCCGACCUUGAAAAAGACUAUGGUGUAGAUGAUAUUUUCCGCGCUCUCAAAGGCUCCUGUGUAUCCAAGGAUUCGGGUGAAUAUGACUACGAACUCUGCUGGAUGGAAAAGACGUCACAGAAGUCCAAAAAGGGUGGCGGAAAUACUGGCAUGGGUAACUUUGUCCGAUUUGAUAAAAUAGAAGUUGACGAAGAAGUCGAUGCCGGGGGUAAGGGCCUUGGCAAGGGAGUCAGAACCACUUUGGUAUAUGAGAAUGGGCAACAUUGUUGGAACGGACCGAACAGGGCCACGACUGUUGUGUUGGCUUGUGCUGAGAAAGAUGAGAUUUGGAAGGUUGUGGAGAUGGAGAAGUGCAAUUACCGGAUGGAUGUUGGGACUCCGGCGGUUUGUGAGAGGGUUGUUAAGGGAGGCCCUAAGAAGGAUGCGAAGGAUGAAUUGUAG